Molecule: messenger RNA, 459 nt
Organism: Camellia sinensis
Lineage: Eukaryota; Viridiplantae; Streptophyta; Magnoliopsida; Ericales; Theaceae
Source: RefSeq, a predicted model, not a curated record
AUGGUGAACCUCUUGGGUGCCUCGAACAUAUCCAAUUCCACUGAGAACGGCGACCGUAGCUGCAUUAUGGACACUACCUUGGCACCAUUUUCUCUUCCUUUUAAGGUUGUAGAAGAGCUGAAAGAGUUAUGGAGAAUGGCUUUGCCAAUAACAGCAAUGAACUGUUUAAUCAAGGACAAUACAUUGUUGUUGAAGAAGAAGAACAAGAGCUAUGGCUAUGGCUAUGGCUAUGGCUAUGGCUAUGGCUAUGGCUAUGGCUAUGGCUAUGGCUAUGGCUAUGGCUAUGGCUAUGGCUAUGGCUAUGGCUAUGGCUAUGGCUAUGGCUAUGGCUAUGGCUAUGGCUAUGGCUAUGGCUAUGGCUAUGGCUAUGGCUAUGGCUAUGGCUAUGGCUAUGGCUAUGGCUAUGGCUAUGGCUAUGGCAUGGAUAAUCCAAGAAACAGCCAUGAGAGAGAGAACUGA